Molecule: messenger RNA, 8330 nt
Organism: Orbicella faveolata
Lineage: Eukaryota; Metazoa; Cnidaria; Anthozoa; Scleractinia; Merulinidae
Molecular function (GO): protein binding
Source: RefSeq, a predicted model, not a curated record
UGUCUUUGUAGAAUGUUGGUGUCGCUAAGCUAUUGAUUAACGGCUUUUACAACCUGUAUUGUAGAAAUACGAAUUCAUACACGUGAACAGAAUAUCAGAAGAUUUCGUAUUUCGUUCGCCUAGUCGUUUUGGUAGCUGUGUUUUGACGGUGAAAAUUUCUGUUUUUUGAUAAACAACUUGGGUUCUGUUUCUUCUGAUCGAAGGACUUCAGAACGCAAACAUUUCAAGUAACUCAUAGCUAAACAAGUAAAUCCCUUACUUUGAAUUGGUGUUUGCUUUGAUAUUACGAAAAAUAUUCCUUGCAUGUUUCGUAUGCAAAACAAUCGGUUUCAUUCUGACAAGAUAAACCAAGCUAAUGAUUUGAAUGAGUUUCCUCAAAAGUUUCACGAGGCAUUUCACUCUUGAAUUCUACGAAAUCUUUUCCCACUGUUUUCAAAAGCCGAUCACACAUGUCUGUUCGAGGCACGUUAAUGAUGUCGGAAAAAAAUUUUCAGAUCGAAGAUCUAAAUUUCCUGCCUGCUUGGUUGGGAUUCGGACAUUCGCGUCAUAUUUUUGUUUACUGAUAUUGGCUCUAGUUGGUUUGAAGGUUUUCUUUCAGACUAUGCUUUCCUUAGAUUUGUUGGAAAUAUUUCUCUUUGUAUUGGUAUUAUAUAUGCAAAUGUUCGUCUCUCUUGAGUUUCAGAGAUACCGCAAAACCAAUAUAAGGGCAACAAACGAUGUCAAUCGUGAAUUCUCGUAAUAGAUUUGUUCGUCAAGCUGUCCGGUCUAAAUAAACCCAGGGGGUGAUUUUUAAGCCACGUUCCGUUGCCAUUGCUCAAAGGCUAUCAGACAGCAAUUAUUUACUCUUAUAGCUACAAUACUUCAAACGUCCCCCCCCCCGCCCCAGGUAAUCAAGUACUAAUUGCGACAGAACUCGCAAAUUGCGAAGAAUUUAAAACGACUUGGGUUAGAUAAAUCAUUUUCCGGCCGAGAAAACGCAAACAGAAAGAAAUCAUAAAGCGAAACCGUUUGCGUUACUGCCUCACCCAAACAAAACAUUUGACCCUUCAACAUUCCUGCCCCAAUUAGGCUGGUGUCGAGAUUAAACGUGGUGAUAUGACCAUAACGCGAAUUCUUUUGUUGCAAAACGAAAAGCUAUAUUACUUUAAAUUAAUUUGUUAGAUCUCUCAAUUGUUUGAUUGGUUCAUCGUUAAUUUUUUGUUAACAUAUGAGUUUAGUGCGUUCUUAGUUUUCAUUGGAAAAGUAAAGUCGUGAUUUCCUGUGGGGCAAAUUUUGCUCACACAAACAGCAAUAAAUAAUCUUACACUAAACAACCAUAGGCACAGCAAACGCCACGUUUAAAAUCUUUCGUCGUUUAUGAUUGCAUGUUGUAUACAUGCUAUCGAACGAGAAGUUUCUAUGAAACUAAAAGCGGAACCAUAGAACCGAACAAAGAUUAUUUUGUGUUCAAAUCCCUCCCCAUUGUGACCUUUGUUACCAAAACACUUUUGUUGUUCCAUCUUUGGGCUCCACCUUGAUAGUCCUGAUUGCGUAUAUAACAUCGGAGGUACUUUUAAAGCUUUUUAAUGUCAGGGAAUCUUUUUAAACCGUGAAACAAGGAGAAAGUUUUCCAGAGAAAUCGAAACAGCCAAACCGUCAAACAAAAAACCAACGCUAGAAAUUUAGUCGGAAAAAUAUGGGUUUUAGAUUGGUUAAAUCGUCGUUCGUUUUUCAAUGUUACGUCUACGAGAAUAAUCAGCUUUAGAUGAAAGAUUCUUACAUGUAAUGAAACAGAGCUCAUCAUUCAUUUCGCGGAAGAAGAAAAAUUCUUUGCUUUUGUUCUGAACGAUUCUUUCUUCCUGUACGUGGUCGACGCGGGAAAUAUCGUCAUGGCAACUGAUGAUUUGACUGACAAGUUUGAAAACCGGUAAACCCGUGGGAGGGUCAGAAGGACAAGUGUUUGUCACCGCGUCAGAAAAAUAUCUCGUACGGAACGGAAUCGUUUGAGUUUUUCGGCACUUUAAUCUGACUUUUUGGUUGCCCUUUUGAACAUAACAUCGUUCAAAGAAGCAACCUAAAAGCGCUGGCUUUGGUUUGCUCGUAAAAGUGCGCCAUUUUAUCAACGUGAACUAGUUUCGACGAUGGCGUUUCGCGGACGCGACUACAACGAAGACUCCGCUGCAAGCCUUCUUCGUUCAGUACGACAACAGGAAGCCCACUUUGAGCUGCUUUCUCGAGAACUGGAGCAAGAGCGUCGAAACGUUGCACACCAGUUAGAAAAGUGCAAAUAUGGCUCGGAGACGGCAAGUGUGAGCUCCAUGGGAAGCUCUACAGACGAUUCCUUUGUGUGGCGUGGAAAUGAAGGUCCAGGAAGUAUUGGCGAUGAGCAGGAUCUCUCAGACAACGAGAGCCAGCUUAGUGGAUCAGCUCUAGUUGAUUCAUGCUUGAAAGUUCUUCAGGAAAGAGGCCUCUCUGAUUCAAGGGAUGAUCAGGACCCUCUGUAUGACAGGAGAAUGGAUCGUGGAAAUACUGCCGCAGCACCUGGAUCACAUUCUAAUGCACUUAUGAACCAAGACUGGGAAAAAGAUCUCAUGGAGGCUGAUCUUACUCCAGGACAGACAGUUAAGAAAGUUGUCACCCGGACAGAAGUUCACACACUACGUACUGUGGAUGGAAAGGUUGUACAAGAUACAUAUGAUCCUGGCAGUGCUCAGACUACAGUAGAGCGAUAUACGUUUGACAACCAAGCUGUGAAUGGAAACACGCCUACGCCAAUAACAAAGCAGUAUGUUCCGGGUGAUGAGUACCGGUCAGCUGGACGGCGUGGCCCUGGAUCGCAUUCUUCUGUUGAGGAUUACCGAAGACCUUACAGUCCAGGAAGCCAAACUGGUUAUGGUUCAGGUGAUGGCAGGCGGACACCCACUGCUAACAAUCCACCUGGGAACUUGUCAGAUGGCUACCAGACACCAACAGGUUCACGGCACUCGUCUCAGUCUAGUUCAGUCAGUGCUAAACCUUAUGGACUGGCCAGUCAGUCGUUACCACGUAGUACAUCUUCCACACCCAGGGGAUCAUCAUCAACUACUAUACCACGGACAUCAAGUGCAUCUGGACGACAAAGCACCACAUACAAUCUUAGUAUAAAAGUGGGUGAUGUCAAGGGCUCUGGGACUGAUGGCAAUGUUUACAUUCAGUUGUUUGGUGAGCGAGGCAAUACAGCAAAGAUACAACUGAGACAAGCAGGAGACACAAGGAACAAGUUUGAGAAAGGAAGGACUUAUAAGUUUACUGUGGAUACUGUGGACAUUGGCAAGGUUGACAGAAUUAAACUGAGUCAUGACCACACUGGAUAUGGAUCGGGCUUCUUUGUGGAGGAGGUUGAGGUUGAGGUCCCAGCAAGGCAUGAUAGAGUCAAGUUUCCCUGUCGAUGUUGGCUAGCGCAGGAUGUUGACGAUGGUAAAAUUGAGAGGGAAAUGUUUGCAGUCACUCCUUUGCCAAAUACCUCCUACACAAUGUCAGUUAAACUUGGUGAUGUUCUUAGUCCUGACACCAAUCUGUAUGUUCAGUUGUUUGGUGAAAAAGGAGAAACCAGUAAAAUUAUGCUGCGACCUGUGGGUUCUUCACUCAACAAGUUUGAGAAAGGCAGAACUUACAAGUUCACUGUAGAGACUGUGAACAUUGGAAAGAUUGAAAGACUACGCAUUGGCCAUGACAGCAAAGGAGAUGGGAAGGGCAUCUUUGUGGAAGAGGUGGAAGUAGCCCCUGCUGAUGGGGACCGCGCCAUCUUUCCAUGCUACUGCUGGCUGACGGAGGGUAAAGGAGACAAGAAAAUAGAGAGAGAUGUGCUCCCUGGACAGCCAAGACCACCACGCCCAAACACAUCUUAUCACUUAGCAGUCAAGACAGGCGAGAUGGCUCUAGCAGGCACCGAUGCUAACGUGUUUUUCCAGCUUAUUGGCGAUGAAGGGGACACAGGGAAGAUUCAGCUGCGUCAAGGCGGCAAAGCAGAAAAGAGAUUUGAGAAAGGACGAGUGGACAAGUUUAUUGUAGAAACUGUGGAUGUCGGAAAGGUUCAGAAGUUGCGUAUUGGUCAUGAUAACAAUGGCUCGGCUCCAGGAUGGUUCCUGGAGGAAGUCGCUGUGGACGUGCCAGCUCACAGUGAACAUUUUGUGUUUCCUUGUCAUCGAUGGCUGGCCAAGAAUGAAGACGAUGGUAAAAUAGAGAGAGAUCUAGUUCCAGGCGUUUCUGUGCCAUCUGGUACGACCUCUCCCAGCAAGACCACCAUCACAACAAGCAUUGAAAGGACAUCCACCAGCGAGAACUUCAAAGUUCCUCCUCCAGUAGCGAAGAAACCUCAAACAGAAGAACCAAGGUACAGCACACCCACAAAGAAGGUGAUCACAGAGGAAUUCAGGUAUCAAACAACGCCGCCCUCUCAAAAGACAGUCAUAGAGGAGGUGCGUUACUCCACUACUCCUACUAAGAGAACAGUGAUUGAAGAGGAGUAUAGAUACACCACCCCAAGAAAGGAGGUAGCUCCUACACCUCCCCAGAGAAAAACCAUUGAAGAGAGAAUGGUCACAAGAGAGAUGACCCCUCCUGUGCAAGCAGCCCCACCCUCUGAGCCACUAGAACCAAAACAGCGCAUCACACAAGAAGAACUGGCCAUUGAAGAGGUACGGAAACAGGGGGGAACCCCCGCUGGGGCUUACUUUAGACCAACCCCCAAGAAUGAGUAUCGAUAUGAGGAAGAAAUGUUGCCUCCACCAGACGAAUAUCAUUUUGAGGAGAAGAGAACAGAGAUGGUAACUGUGCCUCCAGAGGCAAUGGACAGCAGAAAAAUUGUUGCGUACCAGUUGUGUCUAAAAAUGGGAGAUGUACUCGGAGAUGGAACAGAAGGAAAUGUGUUCAUACAGCUGUUUGGUGAUAAAGGUAUGACCGAACAGAUAAAACUACGGCAAGCUGGAAAUUCAGGGAUACGCUUUGAGAAAGGAAGAACCUACAAGUUCACUGUUGAAACUAUUGACAUUGGAAAGAUUGAAAAAGUGAGUGUUAGCCAUGACGGUCUGCAGCCCACUGCUGGAUGGUACCUGGAGGAGGUCACUGUUGAUGUGCCGUCACGUGGUGACCACACCGUGUUCCCCUCGCACUGUUGGUUAGCCUCAAGUCAGGGUGACGGAAAAGUCGUCAGAGAUUUUGUAUCGGGGCCUUGUCUUUAUCACCUGGCCAUUAAGACAGGUGACGAGAAGAAUGCUGGUUCAGAUGCCAAUGUCUGGGUACAGGUGUACGGUGAUAAGGGUGACACGGGUCAUGUGCAGCUCAAGAAAUCAGGCAUGAUGGAGAACUUGUUUGAACGAGGCCAGACCGAUUACUUUACUUUGGAGGCUGGUGAUGUUGGCAAGAUAGAGAAGCUUCGUGUCGGCCAUGAUGGGCAUGGUCCCGCGUCAGACUGGUAUGUUGAGGAGGUGAUAUUGAACAGUGCUGUCAGGGGGGAGCAUCUCAUCUUCCCGUGCCACGCCUGGGUGGCAGAGGAACAGGGUGUGGGAUAUGCAGACAAGGAGCUGUAUCCCAAACAACCUGUUUCUGAUUACAGUGUGAGGAUUAAGACAGGGAACAUCAAGAACGCGGGAACAGAUUCUAACAUCUACUUGCAAGUGUUCGGUGACAAAGGUGACACUGGAGUCAUUGAAUUAAAACAAAUUUGCGACACCAAAGACAAGUUUCAACGAGGAAUGAACACCAAGAUCAACUUACAAACUGUUGAUGUUGGAAAUCUUGAGAAGGUGCGUAUCGGCCAUGAUGGGCGUGGCCUAGGGACAGGGUGGUACUUGGAAGAGGUGGUGAUCAUUAUUCAUGACGAGUGCUGGAUCUUUCCUUGUAAUCGCUGGCUGGCUGAUUACGAAGACGAUGGCAAAACCGAGAGAGAUCUGUAUGCAGAGAGAAAGACGUACGCACACGAACCUGAUUUACAGGACUUGAUCGAAUACUUACAAUCUGAUGACGUCACACUCAUCGUGAACUCUGCCAAUUACCUGCAGCAUCUCUCCUACAGCGAUGAACAAGUCAAGGUCAAAGUGCGUGAGCUCGGUGGAAUUCCAAUCUUAGUUCGCUUGCUUGAUCACGAACUAGAGGAGGUUCAUCGGGCUGCCGCGGCCAGUCUGAGGAAUUUAUCGUACAGUAAAUCAAGGGACGAGAACAAGUUGGCUAUUGCGGAGUGUUAUGGCAUUGAAGCUUUGAUACGACUGCUAAAAAGAACGAGAAGGGACGAGGUGAAGGAAGUAGUGUUAGGUGUAUUAUGGAACCUGUCUUCUUGUGAAGAUCUUAAACUGCGCAUCCUCGAAAUCUGUCUGAUAGUGAUGGUGACUAUUAUAAUCAUCCCGUACUCGGGCUGGAGCAGGGCAGCUGCUAACGGCACUGCUCCUCUGCCUGCAAUAAAAUGGACCACGGUGUUCCGUAAUGCCAGCGGUGUGCUCAGAAACGUGUCCUCGGCUGGGCCCGAGGCGCGGCGAGUAAUGAGGGACUGCGAUGGGCUUGUGGACUCGUUUGUGUGGAUCAUUAAGGCGCCUCUUGGCAAGAAUGAUAUCGAUAAUAAGUGUGUAGAAAAUUCCGUCUGUAUUCUUCGCAACUUGUCGUACCGACUCGAAAACGAAGUCGACCGAGGAAGAUACAGAGACGCUCCUUUACCAGUCCCUCCCGGCAAAGAGCCCGAGAAACACGACCCGGGCUGCAUGGCGGGAUGCGGGACGGGAGCGAAGAAGAAUAAGAAAAAGAAAGGAAUGAGUAGAGAAACGGAGGAACUGCCAUUGAAGAAAGAACCCGUGGAAGGAGUGGAGUUGCUAUGGCAACCAGAGAUAGCCAAGUCCUAUCUGUCAAUCAUGGCGGAAUCGGCCAAUCCCGAGACGUUAGAAGGAUCAGCGGGUGCCAUUCACAAUCUAACAGCGUGCGGCUGGAGGUGGUCACAGAUUAUGCGUUCUGCAGUGCGGAAAGAGAAAGGUCUUCCCAUAUUGGUGGAACUCUUGCGAAUGAAUCAUGACCCUGUAGUACGAGCUGUGUCUACAGCGCUGAGAAAUCUUGCAAUUGACCCGAGAAACAAGGAUCUUAUAGGUAAAUACGCUGUGAAGGAUCUGGUUCACCGUCUUCCGGAUCCUAACUCGCCCAGUGACAGAGCAGAAGAGAAUACAAUAGGUGCAAUCCUGUGCGCAAUUCAUCAAGUUAUUAACAAGAGUGUAGAGAAUGGAAGACAUGUUCGUAACGCAGGUGGAAUUAAAAAGAUUGUGGUUAUUGCACAGUCACGUGAUAGAUACUCUCCUAAGAUUGUCAAGACAGCUAACCAGGUUUUGAUAACACUUUGGAAUCUGACACCUCUCCGAAAUUCAGUCAAGAAAGAGGGCUGGGAAUACACCAAAGAAAUAGCCGACGAAUACGGCCAUGCGCCACCAACGCCACGCCCUUAUGAGGAUAUAACAAUCCCUCGAGGGGUACAGCAAGCUCCGGCGUCUUCUGUCGGAAGGAAGGAACCUCGACCGGUACAUUCCGACGAGACGUCGCUUCCCGAAUUUCGAUACGAAACCCAAGCGAGAGGGCCCCCACCGAAGUUUUCUAAUGAUGGUUACGAAGCCGACGACGAUGCACGCCGACGAAGAGCGGCGAAUAGUGGUCGAGAAGAGAUGGAAAUGGAGGACAUAGGUGGUUAUCGGGAAAUCGAUCGUCCUCCGGAGAGAACCGGCGGCGUUGAGGUUUUACCGCCCGCUUACCCAGACGGUCAGCGGCCUCAAGAAGAACCAACAUACGCUCAAGUGGACAAGAGUAAAAAGAAAAUGUAUAAAUUACAAGGAACUGAAGGCCCAACAACAGACUCAUGGGUGUAAAGUAAUUUAAAACAAACGUCUGUUGGAUAUUCCGUGAGUCAAGCACAGACAGCCAUCCACAAGUGACCCUUUAUUUGGUGACGGUGUGCAAGGGCGUGCGCCAUCUUUGUGUUAAAAAAAUGGCGGAUUCUAUAUGCGGCUGGACGGAGCCGUGUUGCGACGGCAAGCAAGAUUCGAUGCCGAUUAAGUAAACAGCUUUUUUUUUUACAGACGUUUAGGAUUGAUAGGAUUUUAAUAAAUUUUCGUUCAGUGAUCGAACGAAAGCUGUGGAGAGUUCUGACACAAGGCGAGAAGAGGAGAAACUUUGAUUCUCAAAUUCAUUAAUGUGAACGUUUUAAUUCUAAAGUAGCUAUUGACCGUAUUGUUGUUAAAAAGUAAUUCUCGCGUAAUAGAGAUCAGAUGAUCAGUAGUUGAAAUUUAGCUGAAGGUAUGCAAUUGAUAUUUUUCCUUUCAUAAGAAAAGAAUUAAAAAACACGAAAUAGA